AAUGCGGCGUUUCCGUUUCUUCCGCUUCGCUCGCAUGCAGUUUGCGCGCAUGCUCGGAGCGCUCAAGAGCUCGUUCAAGAACCGGGACGCGUGCCUGGUGUCGCUCACGCCGGACCGCCGCUCCCGAACCGACGACAGAAGCAGCCCGGCCGUCGUGGGCAGCGACGGCCCGAGGUUGCCGGAGCUGCGACCCGCCUACCGCACCAGCACGCUGUGCGUCCGACAGUCCCAGCACCCGGUUUUCGACUUCGAGUCCAUCCAGGAGAGCGUGGAUAAAUUAUACAACGAGUUCAGCCAAAUGGAUGUCCCUGACCGGGCCGCCAAAGUCAAGCGGUACAUCGACGAGAAGAUCGGGGGCUUCUCCGAGGGCCUCACGUCCCAGUUGUACGCGUACGUCAUGUCCUGCCAGAGCAACGUGUACGAGGUGCCGUCGGGCCGACCGGAGACACCCUUAAUGGACACGGUCCUCUGGGGCCGACGGGGUAAGAUUCACUGGGAUGGUCAGAUCUUCUCCCCGGAUGUGCUGUACGCCAUGACUGAGGAUGCAGUGUGGAGGUUCCUGCAGCAGCUCUUCCUCUGGCUGGAGAUGGAGCCCGCCAAUGAGGAGACAUACGCGGACGAGGUGUCUGGUGCGCUCACGGACAUCAACCAGCUGGUGGAGAAAGCCAUGAGCCCGAAGACCACCACCAGUGAGGAACUUCCCAGCGAGGAGCAGGUGGUCCCCAAACUUGACUUGGAGCAGUCCUCGGAAGCUUCUGCUUCAACGCUGCGCACCACCACCCCGGAGCUCCUUACCCGCAUGCCAGAAGUGCGCACCACCAUGCCGGACUUGCGCACCGGCACCACACCGGAGUUGCGCACCGGCACCACGCCUGACGUGCGCACCACCACUGAGGAGGUGACAUCUGAGCAGGAAUCUGACACCAUCCCAGCACUACAGGAGAAGCUGACCCGCCUGCUGGUCUACACGUUGGUCACGCAGCUGGACCAGAGACUGCAGCGCAAGCGCAAGACGGGCGUGCGCAUCGACGCCCUCGUCCUGGUCAUCGAGCGGCUCCUGUACCGGGCCUUGGAGGAGAUUAGCCCCCGGCACAUCGAGGACAUCCGGACCUUGGCCAACAUGGACCAGGUCGUCACACCGGUGGUGAAAGACCUCAUGGUGGAGUUCGGCACCCCGCACAGACUGGUGGAGGCCGUAAUGGCCGAUGACCCCCUGUUUGACGACGCAGUCUUCCGGCACCUUAAGAUUCACAUCAGCGCCCUCAAAGAUCCACCUAAGCGGGGUAACAUCUUCUCGAUUGUGGUCAAAGCUUUGGCCAUGCUCCGCUUUAUGGGGAGCUCCAAUUGAGGCUACUUUCCAGAUGCGGAAGUCCAUACAGUUUAUGCUGCACCUGUGUUACAGGUUGAAAACAACA
Molecule: messenger RNA, 1415 nt
Organism: Phyllopteryx taeniolatus (common seadragon)
Lineage: Eukaryota; Metazoa; Chordata; Actinopteri; Syngnathiformes; Syngnathidae
Exons: 2
Coding region: 2-1348 (448 amino acids)
Source: RefSeq, a predicted model, not a curated record